CAAUGAAAUAGCGGCCGCACUCGAAUGCGAAGUCGGCUAGAAUCCGAGAUCCGAGAAAUUCCAAUCCCCCCCAAAAAAUGCCCGUCUGCGCGCGUGUCUGAUGUUGGCAUUUCGUAGUAUGACGACCUUGACUCGGAGGGACGACCUUGCGGUGUCUGAUUUGACAAUGAAUUCCAACUGAUUGCUCGCGAUUACGUGCACCACGCCCCAUUGACGGGCGGGCGUCGCUGUCACCAACUGAUCAGUGCUGUCACCAUGUCUCUUAAUGUGAGCUGUGGGUUGUCGCAAGCAUCCUCAUGCCCAGUCUUCAAAUUUGACAAUGCCCAGUAUGGUGGGCCGGACCCUGAACCUGUGCAAAAUGAGGCGUUUGUUACCUUGGCAACGGAUGACACAUAUUCGCUGGGCGCCCUGGUAUUGGCUCACUCGCUCAGGCGAGUGCACACAGCGCGGCAGGUGGUCAUUCUGGUGACGGAGGCGGUUACCUCACACAUGAGGUCUCUUCUUGGCCAAGUAUUUGACCUGAUAGAAGAAGUUAAGCUUCUGGAAAGCAGUGACCAUCUCAACCUGGCCCUCCUCAAUCGACCGGAGCUUGGGGUCACCUUCACAAAACUUCACUGCUGGAAGCUCACCCAGUUCACAAAAUGUGUUUUCAUGGACUCCGAUACUCUGGUUCUUCAAAACUGUGAUGAAUUGUUUCUGAGGGAAGAGAUCUCCGCAGUUCCGGACGUGGGCUGGCCAGACUGCUUCAACUCCGGAGUCUUUGUAUAUGUUCCCUCCUUAGACACGUAUACGUCGCUCAUGAAGUUCGCUAAUGAACAUGGAAGCUUUGACGGUGGAGAUCAAGGUCUACUGAACCUCUAUUUUAAAGAUUGGGCCACAAAAGACAUCAACCGUCAUCUCUCCUUCAUCUACAACAUGAACUCGAAUGUAUCCUACACAUACCUUCCAGCAUACAGGCAGUUUGGGAAGGACGUGAAGAUAGUGCACUUCCUGGGUCCAGUGAAGCCGUGGCAUCACAACUUCAAUCUGGUCAGCGGCCAGGUGGAAAGUCGACAGGACAGCCAGCACAUGCACAAUCACCUCCAGUUCUGGUGGGAGCUCUUCAUGACAAACGUCCAGCCGAACCUAUUUCCGGAAUGCGCUGGCCUGGCAGGGGAGAUGUCACGGCUGACCAUAAAGACGGCGGAGGAACUUCGACAGACCCCGGGAGAAGCUGUCUACGGCGGCUCCGAAGCGCGGCAGUACGCGUGGGAGCGGGGACAGAUCGACUACAUGGGGGCGGACGCCUUCGAGCACAUCCAGAAGAAGCUGGACAAGGCCAUCUCCCCUCCCGCCGAACCCUCCCUGCCCGGUGCUCGUGUGGAACCCAAGAAGUAACGGGAGAGGGGACGUUCAUAGGAUUAAAUGAAAGGGGCAGUGCAUGGAACCAACUGUUGACACUUUGAAUUUCCCUAAUACUAGACCUUUUCUUUCAUUUUUUUUUCUUUCAAAUAUUCUAAAUCUGCCCGCUUCUUUUUAGCUUAUCUACAUAAGGUGCCAUAGAAAAAAGAAUGUAUCGUGGGGUUAAAGACCUUUUUUACGACAUAGCUUUGUUCCGGGUGCAGAGACUUGUUCUGAGUAUGGAGCAUUAUGAUGUUUACUUAUUUUUGUGUAUAGAAAAGGAUGAAAUGAAUGAGAAAUUAAGUCCU
Molecule: messenger RNA, 1688 nt
Organism: Ornithodoros turicata
Lineage: Eukaryota; Metazoa; Arthropoda; Arachnida; Ixodida; Argasidae
Gene: Gyg
Product: glycogenin-1-like
Exons: 7
Coding region: 256-1377 (373 amino acids)
Cellular component (GO): cytoplasm
Molecular function (GO): glycosyltransferase activity
Source: RefSeq, a predicted model, not a curated record